UAGUAGCCGAGGGCUCGGCGGGGAGGAUGCGGCCGGGGGCGCCCGCGGGCGCCGGGUGGGCGGUGCGGGCGGCGCAGACGGGGCUCAGCUGGGGCGUCACGGUGGGGCUCUUCCUGCACGACACAGAUCUCCGGAGGCAGCUUGAGCAAGGAGAUCUUCUUCAGCCGAUUGUGUUCACCUUGCUGGUUCUCUCUUCCGUCGUCCUGUAUUUUGUGGUCUCACUCAUGAACCCAGGCUACGUUGAGGGCGACAGCGGGGAUGAGAAGGACUCAAUGACCGGAGAAGAGAAAGCCAAAACUUCCAUCCAAGCGUCUGAUGUUCGUCUCCGGCGGUGUGGAUACUGCAUGGUGAAGCAACCUUUGCGAGCCAAGCAUUGCCAGGCGUGUCAGCAGUGCGUCCGCCGUUACGACCACCACUGUCCUUGGAUUGAGAACUGCAUCGGGGAGAGGAAUCACCCACUUUUCGUGCUCUACUUGGGGGUGCAGCUCACCGUCCUGCUCUGGGCUCUGCAGGUGGCUUGGUCCGGCCUGAACUUCCAGUCCUUUUCCUGGCUCUGGCUUCAGUGCCACCUGCUCCUCCUCCUCUCCUUCCUGCUCCUCACCAUCUGCACCGUGAUUGCGACGCUCCUGCUGGGCUCCCACCUCUACCUCGUCUCCUGCAACACCACCACCUGGGAAUUCAUGUCCCGCCACCGCAUUUCCUACUUGAAACACUGCAAGGUGGAGAACCCCUUCGACCAGGGGGUCCUGCUCAACCUCUGGAGGUUCUUCUGCGCCUGCCGCCUGAUGGCCUGGGAGAAACUCUACCCUUCGGAGGAGACCGAGCUGGUGUGAUGGAGGGCAGGAGGGUUUCGAGAGACGGAUCGGACCGAGCUGGUCUAAAGUCACAACGGAAGCUUUGAAGAAGAUGCCGGAGCACCAGGUCUUCACCCCGACUAGGAGAAGGACUUUCCCCUCUUCUAACCAAAGGCUAAAAUCUGACGGGUCGUGUUGGGGUGAGCCAAUGGGCGGACCCUAACCCUAAUAACUGAAGAUUCAGCUUUGAGAUUUGGAGAUACGGAGAUCUGGGCAGGCGAAGAAAGCCUACAGCGUCAGGGCAGAAGCAAGAAGGAAAUGCGGAGUGGCUCAGAAUGCCCUGCUUUUGAAAGAUCACGAAGCGGGUUUUGGCUGGAGGUUCGUAUCGAAUUGAAGAGACGGACGCUCCUUGGAAGGCCGAGCAUAAAAGUUUUGCUAAGUAAGAACAAGGCAGCUUCACAGCCGGCUGUGAGGUUUAAGAGCUUAAGAAAAAAUGAUUUUAAUCCAACACUAAUGCUAAUAAAAGACCAAAGCUUGCAUCAAA
Messenger RNA from Thamnophis elegans (Western terrestrial garter snake), 1338 nucleotides. It is a transcript of the gene ZDHHC12, whose product is annotated as zinc finger DHHC-type palmitoyltransferase 12. Gene Ontology annotation, molecular function: protein-cysteine S-palmitoyltransferase activity. Gene Ontology annotation, cellular component: Golgi apparatus; endoplasmic reticulum. The coding region runs from base 27 to 833 and encodes 268 amino acids. The record is from RefSeq and is a predicted model, not a curated record. Gene Ontology annotation, biological process: peptidyl-L-cysteine S-palmitoylation; protein targeting to membrane. Lineage: Eukaryota; Metazoa; Chordata; Lepidosauria; Squamata; Natricidae. The transcript is spliced from 5 exons.